AUGGUUCCUCAGCUGGCCACGGCCGACACACUGGGCAAUAAAGAAUCCAACGCCAACUGGGCCAAAGAAUCUGCCCUUACUGCAAUCUGUCCCGACCCCAUCACCACCGCCCCCUCAAUGGAUAUUGCAAAUGUCACCACAUCAGAAAGUACCACAAAGUCAGAUGGCACGCUUGGCACUGACAAACCCACAAAUGGGAGUUCAGAGGAGGCUGUGGUGAGGGCGAACCAACAUCUGUUGAGUGAUGGAAAGGAUGCAAACGCUAACAUGACACUGACGUCACAACAAGCAGACAAUCACAGCAAUCACUGCACAGCGAAAGACACACAAGAGGUGAAAAUGCAAGAUUGUGUGAGCAAAAACGUCUCAAGUCAAAAUGGUAAUACAGAUACACGGAACACUGAUCUGGCGAUGACGCGUGACGACUCGAUCACAUCUCCGCCCAGGCAAAAUCUGGAAUCUCAGCUCCCAGCGAAAAGUGAAACCACAGUUCCACUCGAGGCUUCCUCUGACAAACCCGCCGCUAAAGCCUCACAAGUUGCCUCCUCUUUGCACACUUCCAUCACACCGAAGCAGACAGCAGUGAACGAGGGCUCGUUGGCAAAUUGUGACCGAAAGCACUACGUCGAAGCUUCCACAAUGACCUCAGAAGCUGCGGUCAUGGCUCCGAUUCAGCGCCAUGACAUGGAGGUACAAGCAGUGGCCCACACGUGCACUAGAGGCGUCAGCACCAGCCCGAGUUUGCUUCCCUAUGCCCCAAGACCGAGCAUGGAUGCCGGGGUGGGGACAAGCUCAAUUAUCGCAGCAACAAAUUCAGAUAAACUGACGAUCGAGGCGGAGUUGUGUCCACAGCAAGGCGGCGACCUCGGAGCAAAGCCCAAAAACGGUUCGGCGACUCAAUGCAACACCCAGCCGGUUUAUCAAAUCAACAUCGAGCACAGCAAGCACAAGGAAGAAGUCGUGAAUGCUGAAGUGCCCAGAUCUAAAUCGGAGGCGUCCCAAGAGAAAGUGAAGGCCAGUGUCCAGUCCAAAACUGCUGAUGCGAUUAAGUCUGAGGUGUCAACAAGUAAAGAGGCAAGCAAGGCGGUGAGCAAGGACAAGGGGCAGAGCGCAAAAAGUGACGAGGACGACAAGGAAAAAGACAAAAACGUCCAAGAUGUGAUUUGGGAUGAGCAAGGGAUGACGUGGGAGGUGUAUGGAGCGUCAGUGGAUCCAGAAUCACUGGGUUUUGCCAUCCAGAUUCACCUACAGUCGAAAAUCAAGGAGCAAGAGAGGAAACUUAUAGCACAAGCAUCUAUUAGAAAGUCAAUCUCGGACUCGCCGCAGCAAAAGAAGAGCAAGCGAAGGCAGGGCAAUUUUUUCAGGUCAAUGUUGCAAAAUGUCAGACGGCCCCACUGCUGCGCCCGCCCAAAUCCCACCUCGGUCCAGGACUAG
This is a messenger RNA of Knipowitschia caucasica, 1434 nucleotides long. The record is from the annotation of a GenBank genome assembly. Lineage: Eukaryota; Metazoa; Chordata; Actinopteri; Gobiiformes; Gobiidae.